UCUCUCUCUCUCACACACACACGCAGAACUUACUCACUCAGUUACUCUUUCGUUCCCACAAGCAUAAACCCUCAUUUUUCUCAUAGAUAAAUUCACACCCUAAAACUCGUUAGUUCUCUAUCUAAUGUUUACUCAUCCUCGGAAUGCACUCAAACUGUUUGAAAAAAUUACCCACAGGCACAUUUGUUUGAGAAACUCCAUACAUUGCGUAAACUAUAGUUCUUUGCACAAUACUUAUGAAGACCCAGUUGGUUUUUAUGCUCAAAGAGAGAAUGUAGUAUCUUGGACAUCUAAGAUAUCCGGUUUGGUGAGGAAAAACCAGCCAAAUGAAGCUGUAGAGCUGUUCAAAAAGAUGCUUGAGAAUGAAGAAAGGCCGAAUUACGUGACGGUAUUAAGCGUAAUACGGGCUGUUGGUGCAUUGGAUUGGGAGGGUAUGAUGUGGGUAGUUCAUGCUUUGGUGAUCAAAAUGGGGUUUGAAUCAGAAGUGUCGGUGCUAACGGCUCUUCUUGGUUGUUAUUCCUUGUAUGAUAUGGGAAUUGUGUCGAAGUUAUUUCAUCAGAUACCUAGUAAGGAUGUAGUUUUAUGGAGUGCAAUGGUUUCAGCAUGUGUGAGAAAUAAGCAGUACUUUGAGGCAUUGGAGUUUUUCAGGGAUAUGCAAUGUCAUGGUGUGCAGCCAAACCAUGUGAGCAUUGUAAGCAUUCUACCUGCUUGUGCUGAUCUUGGUGUCUUGUCUUUAGGCAAAGAGAUACAUGGGUUUUCAAUAAAAAGUGUGUUUUAUUGUCUUAGAAGUGUUCAGAAUUCACUUGUAGAUAUGUAUGCAAAAUGUAGGAAUCUUGAGGCAUCAAUUCGAGUUUUUAAGGAUAUAUGGAAGAGGGACACAAUAUCAUGGAGGACUAUAAUUCGUGGGUGUAUUGAGAAUGAGCGUCCAAAAAAGGCAUUGUCUAUUUUCUUAAAGAUGCAAUUAUCUUGCUUUGAACCGAAUGAACCCAUUGUCAGGGAUAUAGUUAUGGCAUCCUCAAAGGCAGAAGAACAUAAAUUUGGGCUGGCAUUUCAUUGUUACAUUCUAAAACGGGGUUUCUUGGCUUUUGUUUCAGUUGGAACUGUACUUAUAAAAAUGUACAGUAAAUUUGGUGAGGAGGAGUCCGCUAGGACUAUAUUUGAUCAGCUCAAUCACAAAGACCUUAUAGCUUGGAGUGCAAUGAUUUCAGCUUAUGCUCAAGGCAGGAAUCCCCAUAAUGCUUUCAAUACACUUAACCAGAUGCAAUCAAUGAACGAGAAGCCCAACGAGAUUACUAUUGUCAGUUUAUUACAAGCAUGUUCCCCAAUUGGUUCUCAAGAGCUUGGGGAAAGCAUCCAUGCUCACGUUAUAAAAGCUGGGUACACAUUGAAUGCAUAUUUAACUUCAGCCCUCAUUGACUUAUACUGCAGGUUGGGAAGGAUAAAGCAAGGAAAGGCUCUUUUUGAUGAAAUUCCCACCAAAGAUUUAAUAUGUUGGAGUUCAAUGAUCAAAGGGUACGGGAUGAAUGGGCGUGGACCUGAGGCACUAAAAACAUUCUCGAACAUGUUGGAUUGUGGGGUAAAACCCAAUGACAUUGUCUUUAUUUCUGUAUUAUCUGCUUGUAGUCAAUGUGGGCUAGAAUAUGAAGGUUGGAGCUGGUUUCAUUCUAUGGAACCUAAGUAUGGCAUUACUCCCAAACUUCCACACUAUGCUUGCAUGGUGGAUUUGCUGAGUCGACAUGGAAAGAUAGAAGAAGCACUUGAAUUUGUAAGAAAAAUGCCGGUGAAGCCUGAUAAAAGAAUUUGGGGAGUUCUUCUUGGGUGUUGUAGAUUAACACACGGGUCUAUUGAGAUUGCAGAGUUUGUGGUUGAACAACUUGUUGCAUUGGACCCACAUAAUACUAGCCAUUAUGUGUAUUUAUCAGACUUGUAUGCAGAGCAGGGUAGAUGGGAAGAUGUGGAGAGGCUGGCUAAAUUAGUGGAUCAUAAACUCUUUUUCGUGGAAUCUAAUGCUCUGUCUGCGAAUGUCACAUGCCUCCAUACACACAUGGAAGGAGGGAUCCUUGAAAUAAUUCUUGUUAAUGCUGAAGGCAUUACACACACAAAUCUUGUUGGAACACCAGCCUACUACGUUAUCAUAGAAUGUGGAACUCACGUACAUAGAAGCAAAGUGUCAUCAGGUGAAGAUGAUAAGGCUUGGUGGAAUGAGAAAUUCACAUUUGAACGCCCAUUGUCUGAUUGGAAAAGAUUGACCCAUCUGAAGUUCAAAAUUAUGAACACAGAAUUCCUCAGUGAUGGUGGCUUUGUUGGCGAAACCAUAAUUCACCUUGGUGGAAUAAUUACAGAGGGAAGUGACAGAGCUUUCCUAGAAGUAAAACCGGCUCCAUAUAAUGUGGUGCUUGAAGAUGACACCUACAGAGGCCAAAUAAAAAUUGGGUUUAAGUUCAUUGCAAAUAAAGAAGGGCAUGUAAUAAAGACAAGAGAGUACAUUGCAGAGGAGAAGGAACCAAGAAAAUCAAUAUGUAGUGCGUUUGUGAAAUUAUGGUGGAGUUCCUUAUUUUCCUGUAAACAAAGUGAUCACUCCGAAAAUAAGCAGAAGGAAAAUUAGGUGGAUCAUAAAUCCUAAUCAAUAAUAUAGAUGAUAGGGACUUUAAUUUCUGGUGGAACCAAUAUU
Molecule: messenger RNA, 2671 nt
Organism: Quercus lobata
Lineage: Eukaryota; Viridiplantae; Streptophyta; Magnoliopsida; Fagales; Fagaceae
Product: putative pentatricopeptide repeat-containing protein At3g01580
Exons: 6
Coding region: 125-2605 (826 amino acids)
Biological process (GO): RNA modification
Molecular function (GO): protein binding; RNA binding
Source: RefSeq, a predicted model, not a curated record